Molecule: messenger RNA, 1240 nt
Organism: Oreochromis aureus
Lineage: Eukaryota; Metazoa; Chordata; Actinopteri; Cichliformes; Cichlidae
Gene: mthfs
Product: 5,10-methenyltetrahydrofolate synthetase (5-formyltetrahydrofolate cyclo-ligase)
Exons: 3
Coding region: 287-889 (200 amino acids)
Biological process (GO): folic acid-containing compound biosynthetic process; tetrahydrofolate interconversion
Cellular component (GO): mitochondrion
Molecular function (GO): 5-formyltetrahydrofolate cyclo-ligase activity
Source: RefSeq, a predicted model, not a curated record
CCAAAGAAGAAACAUGUUCGGUAGUGGUAUCCACUACAGCUUUACUGUAAUGUUUACGGACCUUUUACGGUUCAGGGUCGUCCUGAUUUUACUUCGUUUACUCGUCACAGUACCAGUCUUGUGUUGAUAAGCCUGUUAAUGUUUAAUGUUGGGAAAGUUGCAUGAAGCAGAAUAGAUGUCGAAAUCCCUUCUGUUACACAACUCGGUAGAGAACAUUUUACCAGUAGACGUGCUCAAACUCUUAAUGUAAAUCAUCUCUUUUCAUUUAGCUUAAUUAAAUGUUAGAAUGGCCGCCUUGCGAGCAGCAAAGCAAGGCCUGAGGAAAGAAUUAAAGCGACGGGUUGCCACAGUGACGGACGACGAGAAACGACGGCAGUCUCUUGUCGUUUCACAGAAGUUGUUCAGUCACCCCAAGUAUGUGUCCUCUCAGCGGAUUGCUGUGUUUCUGAGUAUGAAGGAUGAAGUGAAUACUCAGGAAAUCAUCAAGGACAUGCUUAAGUGUGGUAAAAGCUGCUUCAUUCCUAGAUAUGAGAGUACUAGCAGUCAUAUGGACAUGUUGAAGGUCAACAGUCUGCAGGACAUAGAGACGCUGCCUCUGACCUCCUGGAAUAUCCGGCAGCCUGCCAGGGAUGAUAACAGCAGAGAGGACGCAUUGGCUUCAGGAGGUCUGGACCUGAUUUUGAUUCCAGGGCUGGGCUUUGACCGUGCCAGGAACCGACUGGGACGAGGGAAGGGUUUCUAUGAUAACUACCUGGAGCGUUGCAAAAAACACCCCAAAGGCAAGCCCUACACAAUUGCCUUGGCCUUCAAAGAGCAGCUUUGUGAAAAAGUCCCUGUUGAUGACCAUGAUGUGCCCAUAGAUGAAGUACUGUAUGAGGAUGAAAAAUAGCUGGUCUAUGAACUCAGGAAGUCCACUAACCCUUUAAACAUGGCCUUUCCAUUCAAUACCAGGGUUUUGUAAUUGUUAGAGUAGGUGAAAUUCAAAGGAUGUCGUAAUUAAUGCCGUUAUUAUCAAUGUUAUCACUUCAGUCUGUGGUUGUCCUGCUGUGAUGGCUAUUAUGUCAUUAGACAAGCUAAGGUAAUAUGCUCAAGGCUACAGUCAAGAAGUAAUGUAUAAUUUAUGAGAUGUAUAGUCUGGUUAGUUUGUUCUUCAUAUGAAGAGAGCAGCUCUAUCUUGUCAUAAAAAGCUUUUAAAAGGUAUUAUGUAAUACUGUCUAAAAUUAAAUAUUAAUUUCCCUGG